CAUUUUGGCCGACAAAGAUUUGUAUGCGGUUCGGUUGUGUUACGUCGUAGUAAAAAUUUCACAUUUAAGAAUCAAUUAGAGCAUGACAAGUAGAGCAUGACAAGUAGAGAGAGAAUGGGGCUGACAGCCUUGGACCGGUGGAGGCAUGUUCAGGCCCUGGCCCUUGCCUUGCACGGGCAGUUGGACCGUGGAAAUGCUUUUACCCAAAACAAAAAGAAACACACGCAUGGUACCAUCCCCUGGGUUAACCACACAGUAGCAUUCCCAGAACCCCAAACGCAAGAGAGUCUACUUUUUCUCAGUUGAGUUAAAGUCUCUGACACUGGUGUCAGGACUCAGGAGAGAGAGAGAGAGAGAGAGAGAGAGAGAUGGACGUGGAGGGAGAGCCGGCGAAUGGGGAAACCAACGGGGAGAUUCUGGGGCCUUGCCUGACCAGCCACAUAGACGAUGGUAGCGCAGAGAGCCACAGAUACUACCUCUCACGGAGAACGGUGCUGGAGACGCUGAGGGACAGAGGCUAUUCUGUUCCCGCCUCCGAAAUCGACCUCUCUCUCCAAGACUUCCGCUUCCUCCACGGCCCCACUCCCGAUAUCGAGCGCCUACGCUUCUCCGCCACUCAUUGCACCGACCCUUCUGACAGGAUGCUGGUCAUUUACUGUGGCCCUGGUAUCGUGAAGGUUAAUGUGAUUCGUGGGCUACAUUCUCAGAUUGCUAAUAAGGACACUUUGACGGGGCUCAUGUUAAUUACCCAAAACCAAGUAACAAACCAAGCUCUAAAAACUCUGGAACUUUAUCCGUUUAAAACUGAAAUAUUCCAGAUUACCGACUUGCUUGUUAACAUCACGAAGCAUGUCUUGAAGCCAAAGCAUCAGGUGCUGACGGACAAAGAGAAAGGAAAACUCCUAAAGAAGUACAACGUAGAAGAAAAGCAGCUUCCUCGACUUUCACGAAAAGACGCAAUUUCACGGUACCAUGGACUUGAGAAGGGGCAGGUAGUGAAAGUUACUUGCACUGGUGAUAUUACCGAGUCUCAUGUUACAUACCGUUGCAUCUGGUGAUGCAGUCCUCUGGGUGCAGUUUCGAGGAAUGGCACCUUUCUAGUUUCUAGUGUCUAGUUUAUGUGAUCUGGUGUAUCUGCAAACCUUGACGAGUAAAAUCCCUUUAUUUUCUAACGAACGGUUGAUUCGUGAUUCCGGUAGCUUUUAGCCUUUUACUGCUCUAAUUCUCUGUUCUCUAGCGACUUUUAUUCAGUGAUGGCUUGUUCGAGCUUUCUGUUAUUUUUAAGUUAUAAAUGUUUCGCAUACAGAGAACAAAUGCUCGAACAUCAGUCACUGAACAAAGCAAUUGAUUGUGUAGUGAAUUCCUCAAAAAUUGGGAUUUAUCAA
Messenger RNA from Malus domestica (apple), 1385 nucleotides. Its product is annotated as DNA-directed RNA polymerase V subunit 5A. Gene Ontology annotation, biological process: DNA-templated transcription. Lineage: Eukaryota; Viridiplantae; Streptophyta; Magnoliopsida; Rosales; Rosaceae. Gene Ontology annotation, molecular function: DNA binding. The record is from RefSeq and is a predicted model, not a curated record.